CUUAUCUUGUCUUGUCUUGUCUUGUCUUGUCUUGUCUUGUCUGCAUCAUCGACGAGUCUGACUCCUCUUCUAAUCGCAAAACCGACGUGGUCUGGGUCAAUUACAGUCACCGCCAGCACCAAGCGCCGAUUGCACGACGCAAAACGACGGCGACAUCAUGGAUGAAGAUCAGGGCCCAAGCCAAAUCGUCCCUGGGACAGCUCCCAAGCGGACAAUGGGAGACCGCCUUCGCAGCACCAAGAACAGAUUCUUCACCAAGGAGGGCCUGAUUGGCGACUACGACUAUGCUUUCCUCUUUACCCCGAACUUGCCAUUCAUGAGGAAGAGUCGCAAAGCCGCUCCCUUCUUUGGCUUGAACGACCGGAUGCCUACGCUCUUGGCCCUGUUGCUAGGGUUCCAGCAUGCCCUUGCCAUGUUGGCUGGCAUCAUCACGCCGCCUAUCCUGCUGAGCGGCGCUGCAGGUGCCAAUCUCACUGGGGAGAUGCAACAAUAUCUUGUCUCAACAGCUUUGAUUGUCUCCGGCUUGUUAUCCAUGAUCCAAAUCACCAGAUUUCACAUUCUGAAGACUCCCUAUUAUAUCGGAACUGGCUUAAUCUCCGUAGUCGGAAUCUCCUUUGCCAUUAUCCCGGUUGCUCAGGGAGCCCUCUCUCAAAUGUAUGCCAACGGAUUCUGUCCGAUGGAUGGGGAGGGAAACAAGCUCCCGUGCCCCGACGGAUACGGCGCCAUCAUCGGCUCCAGUGCCCUUUGCGCUCUGAUCGAAAUUGCGAUCUCCUUCAUGCCCCCUAAGGUGAUGCUUCGCAUCUUCCCGCCCAUCGUGACUGGCCCGACAGUCAUGCUCAUCGGCAUCCACUUGAUCGAGACUGGUUUCCAGAACUGGAUGGGUGGCUCCGGCCCUUGUGCCAACCCGACUUCCGACUUCUUCGCCCGGUGCCCCAAUAUCUCCGCGCCUCAUGCCCUCCCCUGGGGCUCCGCCGAGUACUUGGGCUUGGGUUUUUCCGUCUUCGUGACCAUCAUUCUCUGCGAGCGAUUUGGCGCGCCCAUCAUGAAGUCGACAUCCGUUGUUAUUGGUCUCCUCGUUGGAUGCAUCAUCGCCGCUGCGACUGGUUACUUUGACCGCUCCGGAAUCGACAGUGCCCCUGCUGCCUCUUUCAUCUGGGUGCACACCUUUAAACUCACCCUUUACGGGCCGCUCAUAUUGCCUUUGUUAGCCGUCUAUAUCAUCUGCGCCACCGAGGCCAUUGGUGACAUUACUGCUACCUGUGAUGUCUCUCGCCUUGAGGUUGAGGGCCGUCUUUUCGAGUCCCGUAUCCAGGGAGGCGUCCUCGCUGAUGGUAUCAACGGCGUUCUUGCGGCCCUAAUGACCAUCACACCUAUGACAACCUUUGCUCAAAACAACGGAGUAAUCGCUCUCACCCGCUGUGCUAACCGUAGCGCCGGCUACUGCUGUUGCUUCUUCCUCAUUAUUAUGGGCAUCUUUGCCAAAUUCGCUGCAUCGCUCGUCGCCAUCCCAUCCUCUGUGCUUGGAGGUAUGACCUCCUUCCUCUUCACGGCUGUUGCCGUCUCCGGGAUGGCCAUCAUCACAAAGGGUGUGCCUUUCAACCGACGAAACCGCUUCAUCCUGACCGCUGGUCUCACACUCGGCUAUGGCGCCACUCUCGUCCCUACGUAUUUUGACAACGUCUUUACGUAUGCUGGUGACAACCGCGGCCUGAGGGGGUUCCUCGACGCCAUCGUACUCAUCAUGGAGACGGGCUUCGCUAUCACAGCCUUCGUCUGUAUGUUCCUCAACUUUGUGCUCGACGAGGAGAUUGAGGACACAGAGGGCCAUGAUGUCAUCCCCACCACUGGAAUCGUUACUCCAAAGGACGUCAAUGGCGGGGAGAGUGCGCGGGGAGCUGAUUCAGAGGAUAUUCAGCCCGUUGGGCAUAACACCACCGGCAAGCGUGAUGAGAAACUGUCUUGAAGCCGAGGGCUGUGUUGAUUUCAAUGGAGUGGAUGGCUGUGCGAUGUUGCAUUAAAAGCUGAGGGUUUCGUGUGUUUGAAUGUGUUUUUGAUCAUGUACGAAGUAUGAAUACCCGCCCUCACUGUCUCAAAUUCACUCUGAGCCAUUGUUGUGCAAGCCAUGUAUCUUACCGCAACGAGACUUUACUGUGCCCCUUGCUUGGAGUAUCUGGUGGCAUUAUGUCUGACUACUAGCCCUUGACACUAAGUAUGGGCGAGAAGAUCGCGCUUUAAAGACUUCAGCAUCAUAAAGCAGAUCAUCAAGGUAGAUAAGUGACAACCGAAUUGACGCCACAGAAAGCUACGCUUCGGAUACCUGACGUCUCAUGCGAAUGCUGCAUCGUCGCCUUAAC
Colletotrichum acutatum is the source of this 2354-nucleotide messenger RNA. RefSeq names its product uracil-xanthine permease. Gene Ontology annotation, biological process: xanthine transport; transmembrane transport. Gene Ontology annotation, cellular component: fungal-type vacuole; plasma membrane. Gene Ontology annotation, molecular function: xanthine transmembrane transporter activity. The record is from RefSeq and is a predicted model, not a curated record. The coding region runs from base 158 to 1963 and encodes 601 amino acids. The transcript has 8 exons. Lineage: Eukaryota; Fungi; Ascomycota; Sordariomycetes; Glomerellales; Glomerellaceae.